UUGAUUGGUCUGUUUGGAUGUGGAAUGCAUUCAUACGAGAAUUAACCAAUAGAGUUGCAGAAUGAAGCAGCGACAGGGUACAAGUCAGUUUUUGUUGCUGACGAAUAUAAAAGUCCGCGAUAAGAGGGUGAAACGCAGUACCAUCGACAGUCGUCAAGCGUAAGAACAGAAGUAUUGGUGGCGUGCCUAACCACUACAGCGGAAAGGCCUUCAGCAAAAAACUUCAGCAAAGAGCAAGCAAAACGAAAUCAAGUUCCCUUUCCAUCAACUUGAAAAUAAGAAAAUGGUCCUCAUGAAAGAAACUUGCAAACCAUUAACCGAAGAGGAGUAUGCCAAAGCAUUUGCAACUUUUGUUGCCGGGUCUACAGAGUAUGAAGAGAUACCGAAGAUGAUGAAGCCUGUCAUCGAUGGCUUGAAUGGGCGCAAGAUCGAUUUAAUGAGCAUUGGAGCUGGAACUGGUUGCAUAGAAGACAACCUCAUACAGCAAUGUGACCUGAAAGUGAAGAUGUUUUUGGCAAUUGAGCCGAAUAUUGCACAUCGGAAUCAGUUGCAAGCAACCGUCGCUUCUUGGGGUGAAGUUGACUUGGAAAUUGAUCCUAGUUAUUUUGAUGAGACGUACAAAACAGAGAAGAAAUUUGAUUUGAUAUUAAUGUCACAUUCAAUGUACUGCGUGGACAAUCCGGUGCAAAUCAUGAUCAAGGCAGUUUCAUACCUAAAACCUAGUGGAAAGUUGAUCAUCUUUAAUCAGACAGAAAGAGGAGGACAUGAAUUGUACCUUCACCUCAGGCGAAAUGUUUCAAUGGAUAAUAGACCAAUAAAUGACCAUUUUGUUACAACCAAAUACAUUGCAGAUGCGCUUCUCAACAACGGCAUCAAUUUUGAGCUUUCAGAGGCCCCGAGCACACUCGACGUCACUGACUUCAUAAAGCAGAAUGGCAGUUCUACAGCAAAUGAUGUCGUCACGUUUUUCCUCCAGACUAACUACGAGGCUCUAAAUGACGAUUUGAAGAAAAGUAUUUACGAAAUGGUGAAGGACAGGUGUGUCGAUGAUGAACAUGGCAGGCAUAUGUUCUCUCAUCCAAAUGGGAUGGUAUUUGUGAGUGCUAAUUAAAUGACGGGAAAUACCUUAUCACCAAGAUUUUAAGACCACAGUCUUAUAUAUUCAUUAUAGUACUUACUAGCCAGCUUUAGUUAAGGUAUUUUUACGAAGCUAGCAAAUGCUGUUCAACAGAUCAAUUUUAUUCCAACAAUAGAGCUUCCGUAUUUAUAUUUAUUUUGGGACCUCAUUGACUUGUUGACUUGUAAGUAAAUCAAUGUAGAUAAUGCUAUAAGAUGUAUGUAUCUCUUGCUUGUAUUAAUGUCAGCUUUUAGAAAAAGUUAAUGUUUUAGCGUAAAAAAAAUGCUUUUGAAACCGAUUGCAAAUUGUA
This is a messenger RNA of Rhopilema esculentum, 1427 nucleotides long. RefSeq names its product carnosine N-methyltransferase 2. Lineage: Eukaryota; Metazoa; Cnidaria; Scyphozoa; Rhizostomeae; Rhizostomatidae. The record is from RefSeq and is a predicted model, not a curated record.